Messenger RNA from Drosophila ananassae, 251 nucleotides. RefSeq lists its product as uncharacterized. The record is from RefSeq and is a predicted model, not a curated record. The coding region runs from base 1 to 183 and encodes 60 amino acids. The transcript has a single exon. Lineage: Eukaryota; Metazoa; Arthropoda; Insecta; Diptera; Drosophilidae.
AUGGUGAAGAAGCACAAAGGAACCCUGGCUGUGAUCGAACAGAUCUACCAGGAUAUACCGGCAUUUUCCGACAUAUUCACCGAGGAGGGCUUCUACAUGUUUGCCUUUUGCUUCGUGUGCGCCACCUUUCUGGUGGCCUUUAUUCUCUCCCGUUUUAUCACCAUUAAGCCCGUUGACUUUUAAGCCAAAAGUUUGUCAAAUUCUGCACACCACGUACAUUAAAACAAAAAUAUAUAAGCUUUAACAUGUAA